This is a messenger RNA of Prorocentrum cordatum, 913 nucleotides long. NCBI's taxonomy places the organism in Eukaryota, Dinophyceae, Prorocentrales, Prorocentraceae. The record is from the annotation of a GenBank genome assembly.
GCGGCGCGCUGGCUGCCAGGGCGCCGCGCCGGCGCGCCCGCUCGGCGCCCGGGCACUGCCGGUGAGGGCGUUCGCGUCCGGCAAGGACAGCGACGGCAACUUCCCCAACUCGUGGACGGAGCCCGAGGGCCUGCUCGAGUGGGCCCAGGAGCAGGAGGCUCAGGAAGACGCAAACAUCAGCAAAGGGAAGGAGGAGGACGCGAAGUUCGGCAGAGAGAUGGGCGAGCGCAACCGGCUCUGGAGGCAGCGCAUCACGAAGGAGGAGCCCGGCUUCUUCGACACCAUCGCCUCGGGCCAGUCGCCCAGUACCCUCUGGAUCGGCUGCUCCGACAGCCGCGUGGCGCCGGAGAACUUGGUUUAUUCCAAGCCAGGCGAGAUCUUCGUGCACAGAAAUAUUGCUAACAUGGUGAUUUCCACAGACACGAACUUGCGCUCGGUGAUACACUACGCCGUCUUCUACUUGAAGGUGAAGCACAUCGUGGUCUGCGGUCACUACGACUGUGGCGGAGUCAGGGCGUCUACCACCAAGUACGAGUACGGCGCGCCCUUGGACAGCUGGCUUACGAACAUCCGUGACGUCAGCAGGCUCCACGCUGAGGAGCUCAGCGCCAUCAUCGACGAUGGCGAGAAGCUCAAGAAGUUGGUUGAGCUCAACGUCACGGAGCAGUGCCUCAAUCUCUUCAAGACCGCGGACGUGCAAAAGCGCCGCGCAGAGACCAACAAAGACGGGGGGUGCUGCUUUCCACGCAUCCACGGCAUGGUGUUCUCCCCCGAAGACGGCGUGCUGAAGAGGCUUGACGUGGAUUUCAGUUUCCACAUGAAGAAGAUGAAGCACAUCUACAACCUGUACGAGGAAAACGCAGAUAGAGGCAUGUGGGCAAGCUAUCAUGGUGCCGUGGAUGAUAUGAUCUGA